This is a messenger RNA of Ornithorhynchus anatinus (platypus), 981 nucleotides long. RefSeq names its product late endosomal/lysosomal adaptor, MAPK and MTOR activator 1 (gene LAMTOR1). Gene Ontology annotation, molecular function: molecular adaptor activity; guanyl-nucleotide exchange factor activity. The coding region runs from base 67 to 552 and encodes 161 amino acids. Gene Ontology annotation, biological process: lysosome organization; regulation of receptor recycling; endosomal transport. NCBI's taxonomy places the organism in Eukaryota, Metazoa, Chordata, Mammalia, Monotremata, Ornithorhynchidae. The record is from RefSeq and is a predicted model, not a curated record. Gene Ontology annotation, cellular component: Ragulator complex; membrane raft; late endosome membrane. The transcript has 5 exons.
GGGGGCGCGGGCCCGCCCGGGUCACGUGAGCGGAAGCGGGCCUCUCCCCCGGCCUCAGCCCCGGCCAUGGGCUGCUGCUACAGCAGCGAGAAUGAGGACUCCGACCAGGAGCGUGAAGAGCGGAAGUUACUGCUGGACCCCAGCAGUCCCCCCACCAAGGCCCUGAACGGCACCGAGCCCAACUACCACAGCCUGCCCUCCGCCCGCACGGAUGAACAAGCCCUCCUCUCUUCCAUCCUGGCCAAGACCGCCAGCAACAUCAUCGACGUGUCCGCCGCGGACUCACAGGGCAUGGAGCCGCACGAGUACAUGGACCGGGCGCGGCAGUACAGCACUCGCCUGGCAGUGCUGAGCAGCAGCCUGACUCACUGGAAGAAGCUCCCCCCGCUGCCGUCCCUCACCAACCAGCCCCACCAAGUGCUCGCCAGUGACCCGGUGCCCUUUGCCGAUCUGCAGCAGGUUUCCAGGAUAGCCGCCUACGCCUACAGUGCACUUUCCCAGAUCCGAGUCGACGCGAAAGAGGAGCUGGUUGUACAGUUUGGAAUCCCAUGAGGAAUCGCCCCCGCCUCGGCCCCAGAGCCGCCCUCCUCCCCCCAGCUCCCUCCCUCCCUUCCCCGCUGCAGAGCUUGUACAGAAAGAAACCUUAUUUACUACUAAUCCCCGGGAGCGAGCGCGGAUGAGCCGGGCGUGACCUGACCCGGGCUGCCCCGGCCCAUAGGACGGGCCCCGGUGGGCUGCGGUGUCAGGGUCUCGGGAGGCCGGUGGUGGCCUUUCGUUACCUCGGGGGAGGGGGGGGAGGGUGCAGGAGGCCCGUGGUGACUUUGAACGGGUGAGUGGGUCCGCCCCCGGCCGGGCAGGGCGGGGAGCGGGGGAGCCGGAACCGGCUACGUGUAUCUCUCGCCCCCCGGACUCUCCCCCGGCGGCCCCCUUUUAUUUUCACUGUGGUUCGCCACCUUCGAUAAAGACACGUAUGUACCGUGA